Messenger RNA from Penicillium crustosum, 912 nucleotides. Its product is annotated as YncE family protein. Bases 1 to 912 code for a protein of 303 amino acids. The transcript has a single exon. NCBI's taxonomy places the organism in Eukaryota, Fungi, Ascomycota, Eurotiomycetes, Eurotiales, Aspergillaceae. The record is from RefSeq and is a predicted model, not a curated record.
AUGGUCGAAUCUUCCCUUGUUGCGGCACGUACAGAUCGGAUCUAUUUCCUUGACGUUGGCCUUUCAACAUACCCAGAACACAAUGGCCGCAUUCUUACUUGCCAACCGGAUGGGUCUGAUAUCCAGGAGUUGAUUACCAACAUCAGAAGUCUCCCCGACGGAAUCGCCAUUGACACGGAUCGCCAUCACUUAUACUGGACAAAUAUGGGAGUCCCCGCCGACAACGACGGAUCCAUACAACGCUGUGAUUUGUCCGGUAAUAAUGUUGUGACCAUCAUCCCAAAAGGCCAGACAUAUACACCGAAGCAGAUGACUAUUGCACCGAAGUCAAAAAAGCUGUAUUGGUCAGACCGAGAAGGAAUGAGAGUUAUGAGGGCGAAUAUGGAUGGGAGUGACAUCGAAGUGCUUUACCAGGCUGGCGCCACCGAUAUAGACCGCCAGGAUGCGCGGAACUGGUGUGUCGGCAUUGCUGUAGACGAGGAGUCUAAGUCUGUCUUUUGGACGCAGAAAGGACCAUCGAAGGGGAACAAAGGACGGAUCUUCCGAAUGGGUCUCGACAAGCAAGACGCAGAUAUCCAGCUUCUUCUGGACAAUCUUCCGGAACCCAUCGACUUGGAAUUGGACCAUGCUUCUGGGACACUGUACUGGAGUGAUCGUGGUGAUCCACCACAUGGAAACUCUGUAAAUUCAGUCACCCUUGCGGAUAUGUCAGUGAACAACUUGCAACCAAAGGUCUUGGUUCGCAAGCUUCAUGAAGGGAUCGGACUUGCCUUGGACUUGAAGAAUAACCGCAUGUUUUUCGGUGAUCUUGGAGGGUCUUUGUAUAGUGCCAAUUUGGAUGGGUCCUGCAAGCACACUGUUUUCUCUGACAUCGGAGGUGCAGUCACAGGGGUAGCAUAUAUUGGAGAGUAG